Messenger RNA from Cladophialophora psammophila CBS 110553, 1269 nucleotides. Its product is annotated as 26S protease regulatory subunit 6B. The record is from RefSeq and is a predicted model, not a curated record. Gene Ontology annotation, cellular component: proteasome regulatory particle, base subcomplex. Gene Ontology annotation, biological process: proteasome-mediated ubiquitin-dependent protein catabolic process. The coding region runs from base 1 to 1269 and encodes 422 amino acids. NCBI's taxonomy places the organism in Eukaryota, Fungi, Ascomycota, Eurotiomycetes, Chaetothyriales, Herpotrichiellaceae. The transcript is spliced from 4 exons. Gene Ontology annotation, molecular function: proteasome-activating activity; ATP binding; ATP hydrolysis activity.
AUGGGCGACGUACUCGUCGACAAUCCUGCAAACGUUGUUCCACCUCACAAGAAGCCACCCAUUUCAGAUUCGAUCCCAGACAUCGACUCCUUAGAGGGAGCUGGCACCGACGGCAGCGAUGAAUACUCGACAUUGAAGAGGUUGCAAAGACAUCUAGAGUAUAUCAAGCUGCAAGAAGAAUAUAUCAAGGAUGAACAGAGAUCACUGAAGCGUGAGCUCGUGCGGGCGCAAGAAGAGAUCAAGCGAAUACAGAGUGUCCCUUUGGUCAUUGGCCAGUUCAUGGAAGCUAUCGAUCAAAAUACCGGGAUCGUCCAAUCUUCUACCGGCUCUAACUACGUCGUCCGCAUCCUCUCGACACUCGACCGCGAAAAGCUCAAGCCGUCUUCCUCGGUCGCCCUUCACCGCCAUUCGAAUUCUCUUGUCGACAUCCUCCCUCCCGAAGCCGAUUCUUCCAUCGCCAUGCUUGGAGCCGACGAGAAGCCAGAUGUGACGUACGCGGAUGUCGGGGGUCUUGACAUGCAAAAGCAGGAGAUCCGGGAAGCCGUCGAAUUGCCUCUGACACAUUUCGAUCUCUACAAACAAAUCGGCAUCGACCCACCACGAGGUGUUCUGCUCUACGGGCCCCCAGGUACUGGAAAGACGAUGUUGGUUAAGGCGGUUGCCAACAGCACGACUGCCAGCUUCAUUAGGGUGGUCGGCUCCGAAUUUGUUCAGAAAUACCUGGGUGAAGGACCUCGCAUGGUCCGAGAUGUGUUUCGAAUGGCGCGUGAGAACUCGCCUGCUAUCAUUUUCAUCGACGAGAUUGACGCGAUUGCGACCAAGCGAUUUGACGCCCAGACGGGGGCGGAUCGAGAGGUUCAGCGUAUCCUUCUCGAACUGCUCAAUCAGAUGGACGGCUUUGACCAGACGAGCAAUGUCAAGGUCAUUAUGGCCACGAACCGAGCGGACACACUAGACCCCGCCCUGCUCCGACCGGGCCGUCUGGACCGCAAGAUCGAGUUUCCAUCGCUUCGAGAUCGGCGCGAACGGCGGUUGAUUUUCACCACGAUCGCCAGCAAGAUGUCACUAUCACCCGAAGUGGACUUGGACUCGUUGAUUGUGAGGAACGAUCCCUUGUCCGGCGCCAUCAUUGCGGCCAUCAUGCAAGAAGCGGGCUUGCGGGCUGUACGCAAGAAUCGGUAUAACAUCAUCCAAGCAGAUCUGGAGGAUGCAUAUUCGAGCCAAGUCAAGGGAGCACAGGAGGCGGACAAGUUUGAUUUCUACAGGUAG